This is a messenger RNA of Aureobasidium melanogenum CBS 110374, 909 nucleotides long. RefSeq names its product concanavalin A-like lectin/glucanase. Gene Ontology annotation, biological process: polysaccharide catabolic process. Gene Ontology annotation, molecular function: cellulase activity. The record is from RefSeq and is a predicted model, not a curated record. The transcript is spliced from 3 exons. Lineage: Eukaryota; Fungi; Ascomycota; Dothideomycetes; Dothideales; Saccotheciaceae. The coding region runs from base 1 to 909 and encodes 302 amino acids.
AUGUGCGCCAAGUAUGGCGAUUCUACUGCAGCCCAAUUCGCUGGCGCAACCACCGACUCUGGCAAAUACCUCUAUGGCUCAAACCAGUGGGGUUGGGAUGACAGCGGUGCCCAGUGUAUGACCGUCGACCUGGACGACUCGGACGAUGCUGCUGCAUUCAACGUAACGUGGUCCUGGACUGAGCGCGAUGUCUGGGUUCACUCGUACCCCAAUGUUGGCCUCGAGUCUGUCCAGCUGCCUAGCAGACUGGACAACGUCAAGAACUUCAACGUCAGCGCCGCCUGGGACAUGUUCCCCACCGCCGACCCCAACGCUGCCAACAAGACCGAAGCCCUCAUGGCCAUUGGCACCAAGGCCGAUAUUGCCCUCGACAUGUUCAUUGACAGCAACAAUGUCACCUCGAUGAACGCCUCUGCCGCCGCUUUUGAAGUCAUGGUGUGGUCGGCUGUUUGGGGAGGUGUCGCUCCUAUCGGAUACCAGACCUACAACAGCGACGACGCACCCAAGUACACUCUCAGCGGAGUCGAAUAUUCGCUGUACUCUGGUUUCAACCAGCAGGGCCAGAAGCAAGCCGUCUUCUCCUGGGUCCCCUCUGAGAACCAGAAUGGCAUCAAUGCCGACCUGUGGGAGCUUGUCAACUACCUUGUCAACGCUGGCAACCUCACUUCUGACAUGUACAUUGGUCUUAUCCAGUUUGGUACCGAGACCGUCCACGCUACCCAGAAUGUCACUUUCGAGAUGCAAAAGGCUCAAAUGGAUCUUUCCGUUUACAAGCAAAAGCCCACCACCACCAAGGGAUCACCUCCCGCUACUGCCGGCGCAUCCAAGGGCGCUGCAUUCCAAGUCGCACCGACUGGAUACGCUCUCCCCGCAGCUGCAAUGGGUCUUGCUGCCGCUGUCCUCCUCUAA